This is a messenger RNA of Ectocarpus sp. CCAP 1310/34, 1170 nucleotides long. The record is from the annotation of a GenBank genome assembly. NCBI's taxonomy places the organism in Eukaryota, Phaeophyceae, Ectocarpales, Ectocarpaceae.
AUGUUCAAGGUGUUGCUUUCGAUCCGGCGGGUGCACUUGAGACUUUACAUGGGCAUGAACAUCCGCCGGAAGCAAAUGGCGGUGACAAAGAUGCAGUGGUUCUUGGCAACCGGCAGCGGGGGGCCUAAGGCGAGGCCACGCAAGGUGAUCCGGGCGUUCAUGUACCAGGUCCGGCGCUGCCAGCGAGCCGCGAGGGAGUGGCUGGCGUGCCGCGCUGCCACUAUCGAAGCCGUCUGUCGGCUGUGGGACCGAAUAGAGUCAGAGAUCAGGAGAGGGCUUGGGGAUGAGCUGGACCGAGCGAAGCGUGUCUGGGUGAAGAACGCCCUACGCACGGGCGAGGACAGCCAUAUCCACGGACAGUGGCGCGAGCUUAAGGCGAGCGAAGACCAGGAGCCUGGUGGCACGAAUAGAUCGCCUAGAGGCGCAGAUGGAGCGCCAGCAGACGCGGGACAAGAAGGCCCGCGUGCAGGCCGCGAGGUCGAUGCUGAAGCGUCGGAGCGGGGUAACCCGGGGCCACAGGAAGGUCACGCAGGCUUGAUGGACUCCGCCGAGAAUCUACGGACUUCUACCGUGUCUUCGAGCAAGCGUCUCGCCAUGAUUCGCAGCAGCCUCAACGCUAAGUUCUCGCUGCACCAACAGGGGGGGAGGCGCGUGGAGCGGACGGGCAACAGGGUCAUCGGCGAGAUGGACGCGCGCAUGGUGAUCCGAGGGGAGUUUCCGGACGCGCCGCCCGGUGAUGGCAGCGAGGGAGCAGCGGCACGAACAUCAUCGGCGGCACUCACCGUCGUGCGGUCUACGAAGCGCUCGAGAGCCCUGAUAUACACCGGCGACCUCGGCAGAUCCUGGCAGCAGAUAGUGGAAGACACGGUGAUGCAGGACUUCCGACGCAACGCCUUCGCAAGGAAGGACUCUAUGCCGUAUCUCCAGUACAGUGUGGUGCUAUCCCUGGAUAUGAUGGCCGCUACCGGGAACACCGAUGGGCCGUCGGCAUCCGCUAUGGCAGCAGCAGCAACGGCGGCGGCGGCGGCAGUACCAACCGGCGACGCAACCACGGCGAACGGCAGCGGGCGGGAUGCCUUAAGGCGGGCUUCAAUUGGCAGCACGGCGUCGUCGGGCUUGGAGCAGCGGCGACGCCGAGGGCGGGAGGGCUCGGCGGGGGGGGGCGGGNAG